UCCUCCUCCCCCGCCCCGCACCGCACCACCACCCCGCGCCAUGGCCACAGCCGCGGCCUGCGCCUCCUCCCUCCUCGCGCCGCCCUCCGCCGCGUGCGCCGGCCCGGCGGCCGCCUCCAGCGCGCUCUUCCCCACCUCCGUCCCCUCGCUGCGCGCCUACCCGCGGCUCCUCCUCGCCUUCCGCCGCCCCGCCGCCGCCGCCGUCGCCGACCCGCAGGGCGCCGCCGUGCUCGAGGACGACGAGCCCGCCGAGGACGACGAGGCGCCCGUCCAGUUCGACGACGUCAACGACGAUUACGAGGACGGCUACGGCGGCCGCGGCCCCGCCUUCACCGCCCCCACCCGCCCGCGCACCGGCAAGGCCGCCCUCCCGCUCAAGCGCGACCGCACGCGGUCCAAGAGGUACCUGGAGAUACAGAAGCUGAGGGAGAGCAAGAAGGAGUACGACGUGCCCGCCGCGCUCUCCCUCAUGAAGCAGGUCGCCAACACCCGCUUCGUCGAGUCCGCGGAGGCGCAUUUCAGGAUGAACCUCGACCCAAAGUACAACGACCAGCAGCUCCGAGCCACGGUCAAUUUGCCCAAGGGGACGGGACAGACCGUGAAGAUUGCAGUUCUCACCCAAGGUGAGAAGAUAGAUGAAGCGAGAGCAGCAGGAGCUGAUAUUGUCGGCUCAGAUGACUUGAUUGAGCAAAUAAAAGGAGGAUUCAUGGAGUUUGACAAAUUGAUUGCAUCACCUGAUAUGAUGCCUAAGGUUGCCAGUUUGGGUAAGAUUCUAGGACCAAGAGGAUUGAUGCCUAACCCCAAAGCUGGUACUGUUUCUCCAAACAUUACUCAGGCUAUCGAUGAGUUCAAGAAAGGUAAAGUUGAAUUCAGAGUUGACAAGACAGGGAUUGCUCACAUUCCUUUCGGCAAGGUUAACUUCCCUGAAGAAGACCUUAUUGCAAACUUCAUGGCUGUUGUUCGCUCUAUUGAGAGGAACAAGCCAUCUGGUGCAAAGGGGAUAUACUGGAAAACAGCAUAUGUAUGCUCAUCCAUGGGACCUUCAAUCAAGCUAAACAUAAAAGAAAUGCUCGACUAUGGCGCUGAUUCAUCUAACUAGAUGUCACCACAAGCACCCGUUAAGUCAUCUGGCAUUUGCUACCAACUUCGCAGACUUGACCAUCCAUCCCUUGUGAUAAAAACACCGAGAAACACGGUAGUGGGGGGAGACCGGGAGGUGCUUAGGUACAGUUUUUUUAGUUUCACGGGCAUCCAACAUCAGCAGUUAAAACACUACCCUGAUCGACAAACAAGGCUAUUGUUGGUGGGUUGUAUUUAUGAGUGAAUUAUGAGUACACUAUAGAUUUCUGUUUCUCUGAGAUGUUUGCUGUAAUGUUCAUUAUUUUGUCAAUAGUCAUCCUUGAGCUUAAGCCAAUAUUUUGAUUUCA
Lolium perenne is the source of this 1427-nucleotide messenger RNA. RefSeq names its product large ribosomal subunit protein uL1c. Gene Ontology annotation, cellular component: large ribosomal subunit. Lineage: Eukaryota; Viridiplantae; Streptophyta; Magnoliopsida; Poales; Poaceae. Gene Ontology annotation, biological process: translation. Gene Ontology annotation, molecular function: RNA binding; structural constituent of ribosome. The record is from RefSeq and is a predicted model, not a curated record.